AUGGAUGCGCCCGUGCCGAAGCUCGCGGAGCUCCUCCGCCAUCCAGACGACCUGGACAAGAUUGCUGGCCUCAAGCAGGAGUUCUCUCGCAAAAAGGGUGCCGUCGACUCUCAGCUCCGCAGCGGUCUACGCGAGCAGCUCGAAACGACUCAGUCAGGCAUGACAGGCUUGACGGACGGUCAAAAGACAGUGCAACAAAUCAAGGAGGAGAUGAUCAAGAUCGAUCGCCUGUGUUCAGAGUCACAGAACAUGAUCAAGGACUUUGCCAGCAUCAAUCUUGUAUCGCAGGCACAUCGAAACUUUGGCGCCGUUGAGGCCAUGCGCAAAAACCUCGAAACUUUCAACGAGCGCCUGGCGAUCGUCGAGCGGAUGCUAAGCGAGGAUGAGGGCGACAAGGAGAACAUGCCCAACCUGCUGCCCAUACACUACGAGCUCACGCAGCUGAGGAAUAUCAGAGAUGAUGCUAUGGAACAAAUCCAGAGAGCGGAGGACCCAAGUCUGGAAUCGACGCUUGAGGACUACUUCCAGAGGUUGGAUACCAUGAUUGACUGGUUCGACGAGCACAUCGGUAUUUUGGCUUUAAAUCUGAUCAACUUGGUUGUCAAUGACAACAACGGGCUGGUGGUGCGCUUCGCUGUCGUCAUCGAGGCAGAGGAGAAGAGCGACCAGAGGGUGCUGGCAUUACAAGAAGCAUUGAAGGAUCACAAGGAGAUGGCAACGAGAUUCCAGAGUAUCACCGACGGUGCGAAAAAGGUUCGAGGCUAUAAGGACAAGUUCACGCAGGCUAUCAAGAUCAGUGUUGAAGGGCAAUUCGCUGAAGCCAGAGGUGAAUUUCUGGACGACCCUUCAGCACUGGACAAGAUUCUGAAAUGGUAUUUCAAUGACCUGAAUGCCGUCAAGAUGGGCAUGACCCCAUUGAUGCCUAAGAAGUGGAAGAUUCUUAAGACAUACGGUGAUAUAUAUCAUCAAACGAUGCACGACUUUUUGGUCGGUAUGAUUGACGACCCUGAAUCAAGUUCUGCCAACACAUUAGAGAUUAUCAAUUGGCCAGAGAAAUAUUACAAGAAGAUGAAGAAGCUGGGCUUCAAGCAAGAUGAUUUAGCACCGCACGUCAUCGAUUCCAGAGAAACGGAGCUAGUACGAGACUUCCGCCAACUCAUCAUUAAGUUCCUGGACGAAUGGAUUGAGCGAAUAUUCAAUGCCGAGCAAAAGGACUUCGCUGAGCGCAAUGUCGAGGGCUCAAACUUGGACCAGGAUGAGUACGGAUACUUUCGAACCAAAAAUCUUGUCGACAUGUGGCGCAUGUUACGAGAGCAGAUCGAUGCAGCCGCCAACUCGAAGCGCAUGGACGUCAUCGAGGGCGUCAUUGACGCUAUGUUCCUACGACUGCGAGGCAGGCAACAAUCGUGGCAAAAGAUGCUCGACGAAGAAGCCACCAAAUAUGAGACCGGGAAAAUACCCGAGCUGGAAGGAUUUCAGCCCCUUCAAGACUGGCUUGUAGCAACUGCGAACGACCAAAUUGCUUGCAUUGAUGAUAACGAGGAGGAGAAUAGACUGGCGUACCUGUCUAACUUCAAACAAAAAUUCGAACCACUUGUGUCGCCGGCGUACAUGGAGCGGGCCGAGGGCGAGGUCGAGCUGCUGCGCGACGGCUACGUGGAUUUCAGUACAUGGUGCAUUACCAAAUUUGUCCAGCUCAUAUUUUCUGUCGACUUCAAACUGGUCAUGCCCGACUUCUUCACUCCGAAGUGGUAUACAAGCACAGCAAUGAAGCAGAUGGUAGUGACGUUCGAGGAGUAUGUCAACGAUUACAGCCAGGUGCUGCACCACUCUCUUGUGGAUAUCUUCACCGAGAUCUUUGCUGAUGAGCUGCUUAUCCGUUACCUGUCUUCGGUGCGCAACAAGGGCGCAAAGUUUAAACGCACAGACCCGUUGCAGGACAAGCUCUUCAACGACAUAUCCAUAGCGUUCGAGUACUUCAGUGCCUUACCUAACCCCGACGUUGGGAACUCAGUUAAGCAGACGUGGCGUGUCACCGAGUACUUCCUGCAGCUCCUCACAGUUGAAAAGGAUGCCCUUCCUGACACGUUCGAAAGCUUCAAGAACGCUUACUGGGAUUUGCAGAUGACCUGGGUUGAGGCGGUGCUGCGUUCGCGUGACGACUUUGAACGGAGUAUGUUGAAUGCUGUCAAAGGGCGGGCAGCGCAAAUUGAGGUUAAUAGGGGUCCUGAAACAAUCAUGAGCAAGGUCAAGUGA
Molecule: messenger RNA, 2256 nt
Organism: Colletotrichum truncatum
Lineage: Eukaryota; Fungi; Ascomycota; Sordariomycetes; Glomerellales; Glomerellaceae
Product: exocyst complex component sec6
Biological process (GO): exocyst localization; exocytosis
Cellular component (GO): exocyst
Molecular function (GO): SNARE binding
Source: RefSeq, a predicted model, not a curated record